UGUGUGUGUGUGUGUUAGUAACCAUCAGCACCAAACAGAAAGGACUACUAAAUAUGGAGAGAACUGGAGAACGAAUAACAUCCUCUUUAGACUGGUCUAUCAAGCCUGUGGAAAGGACAAAAUAUGAAGAAAUAUUUAGUUCUCUAGGACCAGAGGACCACAAGCUAUCGGGAAAUAAAGUGAAGCCUUUCAUGAUGAACUCAAAACUCCCUCUGGAAACAUUAGGAAAAAUAUGGAACUUAAGUGAUAUAGAUCAAGAUGGCUUUUUAGAUAAAGAUGAAUUUGUCGUAGUAAUGCAUUUAGUGUACAAAGCUCUAGAAAAUAUUCCAGUCCCACCAACCCUACCUCCAGAUCUGAUACCUCAUUCAAAAAGGCAGAAAUCACUUUAUGGAGACAUUCAGUUACCAGCUUUACCUGAUCUUUGUGGUGCACUCUCUAACAGCACACCAAUAACAGAUGUUACUCUCAAAAAUGCCUUAAAUAAUCCAGUAGCUCCGUGGGUUGUCAGUGUUUCAGAGAAGGUAAAAUACAAUGAAAUAUUUCAAUCCUUGGAUCAGGACUAUGAUGGUUAUGUUAUGGGAGGAGAUGUAAAAGGUGUCUUUCUUCAAUCUGGUCUUCCACAGACUCAACUGGCUCGUAUCUGGAAUCUCUGUGACCUAAGUGGUUCAGGAAAGCUGAAUUCUGAACAGUUUGCUUUAGCUAUGCAUAUUAUAUACGAAACUCUGCAAGGUGGAGAAAUUCCGACCGAGUUAAAACCUGACAUGGUACCACCAUCUCUUCGGUCACAACCUGAUGGUCUUAUGGCCUCAACAGGAGAAACAUUCCAGUCAACAGGCACUAAAGAGCUAAACACCCUAACAGAUGAAGUAAAAGAACUACAGAAGACGAAACACCAGCUCGAAGAGGAUGUGGCUCAGAAAGAUUCACAGAUAAAAACUUACCAGACUGAGAUUAAAACACUCCAGACAGAAAUGAAUUCUUUGACAUUGACUAUUAAACAGCUUGAAAAGCAAAAAGCAGAGGCGGUGAAGUGUUUGGAGGACUUAAACAACCAGGCUGAAGAGAUGAAAAUCCAGAUACAGGAGCAAGAAACCUCAUUCAAGGAUCAAGAAAUUUUUCUUAAUGCAAAGAUAUGUGAACUGAAUGAUCUACAUCAGGAGGAGACAAGCCUGCAGCAGCAAAUAUCUGACGGAAGAAACGGACUGCGCUCAAUGUCUAAAACUGUCGAGAUGACACAAUUGGAAGUUAUUCGGACUAAGGAAAAUAUUGAACAGCUACAUCAACAAGAACUCAAGAUGAAUAAAGCAAUAGCUCAGUUUCAGACAGCCAUCAAAGAAGGAAAACUUGAAGUAGUGGACACUGAUUUUCUUAAGAACGAACCAGUAAACCUCACUGAAAUGGAUGGUCAACAGCUGAUGAGUGAGGAGGAUCCUUUCGGUAAAUUGGAAAUCUCCUUUCAUAACACCGAAGAUCCCUUUGAAGUAUUUGGCAUUUCUUCUGCCAAAGAGGAAUAUUUGAACAUUGAUGGCACCAAAGAGAACAUCAAAGAUGUUUUUCUAGAAUCAUCAAAUUCAUUUGAAAAAGUGGAUGAUCCAUUUAAACACAAUGAUUUUUUUGGCACCAACAAUUUGCCUGUGGAGACAGAUGAUGCUGGCUUUGAUCAAUUUUCUAAUGAUCCAUUUGACAGUGAGGAUCCAUUUAAUGAAAAUCCUUUCAGUAGCAGUAGAGUAGCAGCGGAAGCAAUAUCCUUGGAUCCUUUUGGAGAAGAUCCUUUUAAAGAUGACUUUAGUAGACCCUCAGAAAAAGACAAUGAUAAGGAUGAUCCAUUUGGACGUUUCUUCAUCAACUCUGGACCUACAGAUUCUUUGGAUAUUUUUGACUUAAACAGUAGUAGUUCAUCUAUAACUACAGACAGCAAGCAACAUCCUAACCCAUUUGGAACUGAUCUGUUCAGUCUCUCUUCUGGGUCAAUGGAACCGGAGAGUCUCAUUCCUGCUCUUCCUCCAAGAAAAUCUAAAGCCCCACCUCCCCGACCAGCCCCACCUAAACAUAGCGUUAGUACUUCUGUGACAACAGCGUCCACCCAGCAAGCAGACAUUCGGAAUUCCUCUUUUACUCCAACAUCAAUUUUCCAGGAUGCAGACUACAUGGGAGUUCUUUCUGACCCAUUUGAUUCUGAAGAGAAGCCCUCUAAAAAUAUCACUAGCUCUCAGUUGGAUCUGUUUGAUCCAUUUGCUACCGGAAGUGACCCAUUCUCAAACUCCACUGAUGCCCAAGAUGAACUUGCCAGUUUUGCUGACUUUGAUAAGAUAAAUCCAUUAAAGGAGCUUUCUCCCUAGUUAAUUAUCUAUAAUAAAACAGUACUAUGAGAAUUAACUGUUGAAAAAAGUGCAAAAUGUUGUUAUAGAAGUAACUUGUGUGGUAAUAAUUAUAUGUUUCCAUAGAAACAGUGGACAACAAUAGCAUGUUGCUAUAGAAGCAACUUGUUUGACAAUAAUUGUCUGUUUCCAUAGAAACAGUGGACAACAAUAGCAUGUUGCUAUAGAAGCAACUUAUUUGACAAUAAUUGUCUGUUUCCAUAGAAACAUUAGACAACAAUAGCAUGUUGCUAUAGAAGCAACUUGUUUGACAAUAAUUGUCUGUUUCCAUAGAAACAUUAGACAACAAUAGCAUGUUGCUAUAGAAGCAACUUGUUGGGCAAUAAUUAUCUGUUUCCAAAGGAAGAUAAGACAACAAAACCAAAACAUUAAGCCAUAACAGCAUGCUGCUAAUGAAUGGGAAAUUUUAGACAAUUCAAG
Messenger RNA from Limulus polyphemus (Atlantic horseshoe crab), 2798 nucleotides. RefSeq names its product epidermal growth factor receptor substrate 15-like 1. NCBI's taxonomy places the organism in Eukaryota, Metazoa, Arthropoda, Merostomata, Xiphosura, Limulidae. Gene Ontology annotation, cellular component: plasma membrane; cytoplasm. Gene Ontology annotation, biological process: endocytosis; endosomal transport. The record is from RefSeq and is a predicted model, not a curated record. Gene Ontology annotation, molecular function: calcium ion binding; protein binding. The transcript is spliced from 18 exons. The coding region runs from base 54 to 2339 and encodes 761 amino acids.